Messenger RNA from Melanotaenia boesemani (Boeseman's rainbowfish), 11090 nucleotides. RefSeq names its product bromodomain PHD finger transcription factor (gene bptf). The record is from RefSeq and is a predicted model, not a curated record. Gene Ontology annotation, molecular function: RNA polymerase II cis-regulatory region sequence-specific DNA binding. Gene Ontology annotation, biological process: regulation of transcription by RNA polymerase II. The transcript is spliced from 32 exons. Gene Ontology annotation, cellular component: NURF complex. Bases 217 to 10167 code for a protein of 3316 amino acids. NCBI's taxonomy places the organism in Eukaryota, Metazoa, Chordata, Actinopteri, Atheriniformes, Melanotaeniidae.
CAGAGAAGAAAAAUGGCGGCUCAAGGCGAACCUGAACGGGACGCCGGGCUAACGUUUUGAGCUUUUACGCCCGAAAAGACCAAGGGGCUUCAUAGGGAUACUGCACCGUUUGAAUCCUCACCUGUUCAACUUUGUGGCGGUACGGUUUUUGCUGGUAUUCGUGUAUGCCAAAUACGCGCAAAAAUUGGGACUGUAAAAUAAUAGAUUUCGUCUAUCAUGAGAGGGAAAAGGGGCAGGCCGCCCAAACCGCUACAACCCGAUGAGCAAUCCCCAGCUACGACCAGGGGCUUGCGACCCAGGAGGAAUCUGAAGCCCAGGUUUAGAGACAGUGGGGACGAGGACGGCGAUAGCCCCAUAAGGGAGACCCCCAAGUCCACCAGAAAGAGGAAAGGGGGAUCUGUAACGUCAACACGGGGCAGGGGACGAGGUAGAGGUGGCGGUGGUGGCAGAGGAGGCAAAGGUGGUCGUGGGGGCAGGCGAUCGGCUGCGCCCAAAACAGUGGUCUACGAUGACCACGAGAGCGAGGAAGACGAUGACGCUGUGAGUCUAAGGUCUGAAGAGGAAGAGUUUGUUGAGGAGGAACCUCAGUCAGAAGAAGAUGAGGCCCUCAAAGAGGAUUCUGAUUGCCUUGAAGAUGAUGUGCUGGACGAGGAAGAGGAUGUUGCCAGCUACUGCACAGAGAGUAGCUUUCGGAGUCAGAGCACACACGCAAGCACUCCGGGGAAGAAAAAAGUACGGGCACCCCGACCUCGCACCCCCAUUCUUGAGAACAAGGAGAUUCCUCCUCUUGAGCUUCCGGACACCUCUGAGGAUCUCUUGGUGCCUAAUGAGGAGCUGCUCAAUGCCACCUCCAUCUAUGAGGUGCUACGGAACUUUUGCACUGUGCUGCGUCUCUCCCCUUUCCGCUUUGAGGAUUUCUGCGCCUCUCUGGUUGGCCAGGAGCAGUGCACAUUAAUAGCAGAAACCCAUAUUUCCCUGCUAAAGGCCAUCCUACGCGAGGAAGACUCCUCCAACACUACCUUUGGCCCUGCCGACCUUAAGGACAGUGUCAACUCCACUCUUUUCUUCAUUGAUGGGAUGACCUGGCCUGAGGUUUUGCGGGCUUACUGUGAGAGUGACCAGGAGUACCAUCAUGUUUUGCCAUACCUGGAGAUGGACGAAUAUCCCUAUGGUCCUCUUGAAAGUAAGAUCAAGGUGCUACAGUUUUUGGUGGAUCAAUUCCUCACCACUAACAUCGCUCGGGAAGAGCUUCUGUCUGAUGGGAGUAUGCAGUAUGAUGACCACUGCCGAGUGUGUCACCGCCUGGGUGACCUCCUUUGCUGCGAGACUUGCACAGCGGUCUACCACCUGGAGUGCGUAAAGCCGCCGCUGGAGGAGGUUCCAGAGGAGGAGUGGCAGUGUGAGAUUUGUGUGGCGCACAAAGUGCCAGGGGUCACAGACUGUGUGACAGAGGCACAGAAAAGCAGGCCCUACAUCCGCCAGGAGCCCAUCGGAUACGAUCGCCACCAGAGGAAAUAUUGGUUCCUUGUUCGAAAGAUUAUUGUGGAGGAAGACGGGGAGCAUGAGAAGAAGAAGAUCUGGUACUACAGCACUAAGGCACAGCUGGAGGAGCUCAUCGAGUCCCUGGAUAAGGAAUACUGGGAAACGGACCUCUAUGCCACCCUGGAAGAAAUGAAGGAGGAAGUGCAAGCUCACAUGGACAUCACAGAGGAGCUUACCAACAAAGCACGUGGGAACAGUAAAGCCUACCUCACCGCUGUCAAUGAUGUGACGGUAGAGCGUUUAAAGAUCAGACGGGAGGGGAAGAGGCGAUCAGAGGAGGCAAAGCAGGAGACGGACGGUAUUUCUGCGAAUCCGGCUGAGGACAAUGCUGAGCCUUCGUCGCAGCUCAACAAGGCAGAGGAUGCGGCGUCGAUGGAAGAUGGAAGUUCACAAGCAGCUACCGUUGAGCCUGCUGCAGAGGAGGGAUGCGCGUCAGAUAACCCCGCCUCUGCCACCCAGGAUGCAACUGCACCUAAGACAGAAUCACUUGAAUCAAAAAACGAAACACAAACUGCUCGUUCUGGGAGCCCGGAGCGCGGAGAGUCUCCUCCAGGGGCAAAGCAGGGAAGGACAGAUGAGGCCCAGAAAUCAGAGUCCAGCAGCGAAGUUGCACACCGUGAUGACUCCAAAACACCGACCCAAGAUGAAUUGCAGCAGCAGCCGUCUCAGCCAGAGGCAGCGAGCAACGCCAGCCAAGUUUCUGGAUCUGGGAGCCUUAAGAAACUGGAGCCACCUGACCUGGCCGACAGGUCCUCCCAGUCCUCUUUUACCAGCCAGGACGGGACAGAUGAAUAUCAUGAGAAGAUAAAACCUGAAAAAGCUUCGGGGCAGGAAUCAACAAACCACACGUCCAGAAACAGCAAAGAGUCAUCUCCUCUAUGUUUCGAUGGCAACACUUCUCGCCUCAACUUCUUGAAAAGGGACCUGACGGUGAAUUUAAACAACUUGUUCAAGCUGGGUCAGGAGGGUAAAUACAGGGUCUACCAUAACCAGUACAGCACCAACGUCCUGGCUCUUAACAAGCAUCAGCACCGGGAGGACCACGACAAGAGGCGCCACCUCUCCCACAAGUUCAGCCUCACCACCGUGUCCGAGUUCAAAUGGAACGGCUCCAUCUACGGUUCGCGCAGCCUGACCGUCUCCACGCUGCGUCUCACUAUCAUCCAGCUGGAAACGAACAUCCCCGGACCGUUUAUGCAUCCCAACUGGGCCUCACACAGAACCAACUGGAACAAAGCGGUGCAGAUGUGCAGCAAAGCCAGGGAAUUUGCUUUGGCUUUAGCUAUACUGGAGUGUGCAAUCAAACCAGUGGUUACGCUGCCAGUGUGGAAAGACUCUCUUGGACACACAAGGUUGCAUCGUAUGACCUCCAUGGAGAGGGAGGAGAAGGAGAAGGUGAAAAAGAAAGAGAAGAAGCUGGAGGACGAGGAAACCUUGCAGCAGGCUACCUGGGUGAAGUACACCAUUCCCAUCAAACACCAGGUGUGGAAACAGAAAGGGGAGGAGUACAGGGUGACAGGAUAUGGAGGUUGGAGCUGGGUCAGUAAGACUCGUGUGCACCGUUUUGUCCCAAAACUUCCAGGAAACACAAACGUGAACUACCGGAAAGAGCUGGAGGCAGCUAGGCUGAGGAAGGAAAACGCAGCUGCGUCUGUAAAUAAGCAGAAAGAGUCGACAGAAAGCAAGAAGCAGGGCACUGAAAACAAGGAAAACGCAUCCAUCACUGCGUCGUCUCAGAGCUCGUCUGCAGCAGAUGAUGGCAAACCUCAGACCAGCAAAGAGGAGGAAGAAACUGCAAAGGAAGAGCAGGAAAACAAAGCCGAAGAGCAGGAAGAAGAUGAAAAAAUGGAGGUAGAAUCCUGCCAGGAAAGGUCUUCCGCUGACAAAGAUGAUAUUGAAACCAAACACUCUCACUCGAAUGUUCUACAUCCUGCAGGAGAAAAACCAAGUCAGACAACCAAACAACUCAAGAAGGACGAAGCAGCAGCAUCAAAACUCUUCCAUGAUGUUGUGAAUGUCAGUGAGGGCUUCCAGCUGCGAACGGCUUACAAGAAGAAGGUAAAACCGUCCAAAUUGGAUGGACUCUUGGAGCGUCGGGUAAAACAAUUCACCUUGGAGGAGAAGCAGAGACUUGAGCGGAUGAGACAGACAGCUUCGUUGUCCAAAACGUCCACCACAAAGCCCACGACUGCAGUAAAGACUGAAGGAUCGGCAUUAAACAAGCAGCCGCCUGCUGCGACCCCGAGUGUUAAAGCAGAAGAGAAGGAGGAGGACCUACAGGUGAAAGACCACGUGGUUAAAAAGCUUGAUUUUGAGCAGGAAGACUCGGAGACUAAAACUGACAGCACAGAUGUCAAAUCUGAAGCUACAGCACCUAGCAAGGCUGAGCUAAAUAAUGUGCAUGGGAACGGAGGGGAUGUCUGUAAAGAAGUGAAUGGAGAGCCUGAACUGAACAAUAAAAACAACUGUGCAUUGGAAACAAUAGAAAGCAGUGAAAAAACACAGAAACCAGAAGUGACUCGAGUGGCAGAGAACCCUAAGAAACGCGGGUAUGACAAAAUGGAGCAAAGCAGCGUACAGAGCAGCACAGAAAGCACAGACGUAACCCAAAGUAAGACCAGCCCAUCACAGGUGAAUGGAAAAGACAUCAAGUCAGACCCUCUGAUUCAAGUCCAAAGUGACAUCAAGGAGCUUCAAAAAGAGCCCGUCAAGUCUUUGAUGAAUGGGAACCUCUCACAAAACGACGUGAGCCUCCCACCUCCACUUAAAGUCCCAAAAUUAGAGAACCACGUGGAAGAUAAAGGAGAGGUUCUUGGUAAGAGUGGAGAUGUGGCUGUUACCGGUGAGGGGCCAGCAAAGAUCGAUUCCCCAACCUCGUUGUGCAACAAUAGUCAGAAUACUGAUAGCUUAAAGACUUGUGUCUCUAAUAAUCCCUCGAAGGAAUCUCCAAAUCCCCUCAUGAAUGAUGCAUCCAGCAGCACCAGUAAACCUAAAGCAGCAUCUCAAGCAGCGAUUAACUCAGACGCCUCCGUUACGGCUUCCUCCACCGCUCAUCCCAGCUCAGGAGCAGCCAUCCCCCAGAAGAGGAAGCCUACCGAAAAAACGAGCGCCUCCACUUCCACAUCAACCAGUACCAUGAUGAUUAGCAAAGAGUAUUCAACUAGAGACCGAGUCAGCCUACUCAGGUUCUCCAAGUCCAAGAAGGCACGCUCGGGCACGGCACUACCGUCUUACCGCAAGUUUGUCACCAAAAGCAGCAAGAAGAGCAUCUUUGUGCUGCCGAAUGAUGACCUGAAGAAGCUGGCGAGGAAGGCGGGCAUCAGAGAAGUGCUCAUCUUCAACUACAACGCCAAGCCGGCUCUGGAUAUAUGGCCGUACCCUUCACCUCGGCCCACCUUUGGGAUCACAUGGAGGUACCGCCUCCAGACUGUGAGAUCACUCGCAGGGGUCAGUUUGAUGCUGAGGCUGCUGUGGGCCUGCCUGAGGUGGGACGACAUGGCUGUGAAGCCCUCUGCUGCUGUUGGGACAACUCGGAAAGAAACCACAGACACAGACAUCAUCACAACAGAGAUAAUAAAACGAAGAGACGUGGGGCCCUAUGGCAUCCGCUCCGAGUACUGCAUCAGGAAGAUCAUCUGUCCUCUCGGAAACAGAGACACUCCCAAAGAAACACCGACUCCUCAGAGGAAAGGCCUGCGCUCAAGUGCCUUAAGGCCCAAGAAGCAGGAGCCAGCCAAGCUGAUGGGGCCUGUUGCUGUGGAGACGUGGGUCCCUGAAGAAGAACUGGAGCUGUGGGAGAUCAGAGCUUUUGCAGAGAGAGUGGAGAGGGACAAGUCGCAGGGUGUGGAUCCAUCCAAGGCUGGCAGCGCUCUGAAGACGGCAGAAGAAGUCAAGGCUCAUCUGGAGAAUCAGCUGAAGCAAGCUAGACUUGCUGCCCAGCAGAAACGCCUUGAGCAGCAGAGACUGGGCACCACGGUCACCACAGCCACAGCAACCUCCACCACUGCCUCAGCCAGCACUCCCAGUAGUCCAGCUUCUACCGGCCAGAGGCCUGGUCAAGUAACACCUGGAGCCAAGAUGGUCCUGGCGUCCAAACUGGGCUCCCCGGUUUCAUUCCAGCAAGACAAGAACUUCCAUCAGUCUUUCGCAUCCUGGGUGAAACAGGGACAGACCAACAACGGCUCAGCCUCCACUGGCUCGGUGGCCACGGUGGCUGGCAGCAUCACAACCUCAGAGCAAACCUUCCAGAUCCCUGGCAGCCCAGUGACUGUGGCUGGCCAGGUCCUCGCCGCCAAACUGCCGCUGCCCGCUAACAGCAAGAUUGUCGCGCUCAACAUGCCUUCCACUCAAGGAGGUGUCGUUCAGCAAAAAGUUCUGGGCAUUUUUCCCUCUGGGCCUCCUGCUAACCUGAGGACAUACAGCACACUACAUCCUACAACUGGCAACAUCAACCUCAGAGCUGCAGCCACUCAGCAACAGGCCACCAAUGAAGCAGGAGGCCAAACACAACCUGGUGCAGCAGUGAACCACACACUAACCCCGUCUACCUCUGUGGGCACCCCGAUGAACAGAAGCUCAGCAGUGGCUCAGCAAGGUCAGCCUCAGCAGGCUGCAUCCCGUCAGCUCGCAGCCCCAGCUGUCCCUGGUUCUCCUUCUACUCCAAGAGCAGCAGCACCGUCGCCUUGCGCUGCCACCACGGCUCCUGGACAGUCUCCUACAGCUUCAUCUCAGACCCCAAGACCCCAGCAGGGUCAAGUAAAACUCACAAUGGCUCAACUCAUGCAGCUGACACAGGGUGCACAGGGAGCAAACCCAGGUCUGACAGUGGUGAUCCAGGGUCAAGGCCAGACCCAGGGCCAGCUUCAAAUUAUCCCACAGGGUGUUACGGUCAUCCCCGGCCCUGGUCAGCAGCUAAUGCAGGCAGCCAUGCCCAAUGGCCAAGUCCAGCGCUUCCUCUUCACUCCUAUACCCCCAUCCUCAUCGGCUUCAGCUCCCACUACCACUGCUACCCCUUCAAAACCUGCCACAGCUCAGACCCCUCAAACCCAAAUGUCAACUCAAGUCCCCGCACAAGUCCAAACAACUCCCUCAGCUUUAGCCCAAACACAAAUGACAGCCCCUUUGCCUUCCCCCACACAUUCUACAGGCCCUUCUCAAAAGCCCAGUUUGGCCCCUAGCUCAGUUUCUGCUUCUAUUCAAACCCAAGUCACUCCCCCCUUGGCUCUGCCACCACAACCUGCAGUUCAGGCUUCCCUGCAAACACAGUUUUCCUCCUUAACUGCUUCACCCUUCCCUGUUCAAUCACAGAUGGCUGCUUCAACACAGGUUUCCUCCUCAGCACAAAAUACAAGUCCAGUUAUGGCUCCGAAACCAACCCAAGCUUCCACAUUUACACCAAGCUCACUCCCUGUACAAGCUCACACUGCAGGUUCACUAUCUGUCCAACAACAGGCUGUCAAGCCACAAUCCCUCAGCCCUGCCCCAGUUUUACCCUCACCCCCAGUCCAGAUGCAGGUCCCUGCCUCAGUCAAACCUGUUUCCCAAGUCUCUUGUACUGCAGCAGCAGCUGCUACCACCUCAGUCCAAAUGCCUGUUUCCGCCUCACUUUCUUCACCUGUCAAAGUCCCAACCCCAGCCCUCGCACCUGUCUCUGCUCCCAUCAUGGCUAUCGUGUCCACCCAAAUUGCUGUCCCACCUCCAGGACAAGCUCUAACCCAAAUCCAAGCAGCAGCUCCGGUUCCUCUUCACGCAGCUGUUGCAAACGCUGUCGUCACACCAGUCACAGCCACCUCUACAACACCUUCAGUGCCAGCUCUGAUAGAACAGAGGACAGCUCAGCCCCAAGUUUGGACUCCAGCUUCAUCUCAAGCUCAGACUCCUGUUCAGACAUCUCAGCAGGCUGCAGCUCCAGCUACGCCACCUGCCCCUGCACCGGUGUCCGUCUCCACACAUUCCCCCGUUACUCCUUCUCCUCAGGCGUCUCUGACUCCUCAGUCUCAAGCACAAGUCCAGCAGCCUGCUGUUGUAUCCAUGCAGCAGCUGCCUCAUAUGCCCAUCUCAGCGGUGCAGGUUCAUAUGAAGGCAUUACCAGUCUCCUCUGUAUCCACAUUGAGACCCACACACCCUCAGCUCCAGCCCCAAGUCCAUACUCAAGCUCAGAUCUGUGCACAGGUUCAGGUCCAGCCAUGUGGUCAAGUCCAGCAUAUGCCACACAUGCAGGCUCAAGCUCAGAUUCAGCCCCAAGUCAGAGUUCAGUUUCAACCACAGGCACAAAUUCAGCCACAAAUUCAACAAUCACCUCAAGGCCAAGUACAGCCCCUCGCUCCCAUUCAACCACAGGUUCAGUUUCAGUCUCCGACCAAAACCUUGCCCCAGAUCCAGCCCCAAAUCCCGUCCCAGCUUCAGCCAAGGGUCCAGCCUCAGUACCACCCCCAUGUUCAAGCUUCAUUUCAAACACAGCCACAAACACAACCUCAGGCUUUGCAACAGCCUCAGGUCCAGUCUCAGGCCCAAACUCCACUUCAGCCACAACCCCAGAUCCAGACCCAGCUCCAUCCCCAGGUUCAGGUCCAGCUCCAGCAACAAAACCAGAUUCAACCUCAGGCUUUGCCACAACCACAGGUCCACGUUCAAACCCAACCUCAGUUUUCAGUCCAGUCACCACAACAGACCCAAGUCCCUCAACAGCUUCAGGUCCAAGCAAAACUCCAAGUCCAGUUCCAGCCUCAGAGCCAGACUCAAGUUCAGACACAGCCUCAGAUUCAGGUCCAGUCUCCAAUCAGGCAUCAGCUCAUCACCGUUCCAGGCCUCCAGCAGCCAGUCCAGCUCCUCUCAGCCCUUCCGCCUCACGUCGCAGCCCAGAUCCAGGCCCAGAUCCAGGCUCAGGCCCAGCAGCAGGGCGGCACAGUUCCUCAGCAAAUUAAACUACAGCUACCCAUCCAGAUCCAGCAACCAGGGGGGCAGAUUCAGGCUCACCAGAUCCAGAACAUGGUGACCAUACAGGCACCAGCAAGUGUUCAAGAGCAGCUUCAGAGGAUCCAGCAGCAACAGCAGCAGCAAGUACAACAACCAAAGAAGAAGAAAAAUGAGUCUAAAAGGGAACAGAAGGAGCAGAAUGUGCAGGUGGUUAGUCCCAAGGAUGGCAUCCAAAAGCAGGUGGCAGCGAAGCAGAAUUCUUCAGCAGAACAGCUGAAACAGAGGAAGAGCCUGGCUGCAGCUGAGCGAGAGGAAAACCAGAGAAUGAUUGUGUGCAACCAGGUGAUGAAGUUCAUCCUUGACAAGAUUGAGAAGGAUGAGAAGCAGGCAGCUAAGAAGAGGAAGAAGGAGGAGGUGGUGGAGCAGAAACGAUCCAAGCAGAACGCCACCAAGCUGACCGCGCUGCUGUACAAGCACAAAGAGCAGCUGAAGGCUGAAAUCCUGAAGAAGAGGGCGCUGAUGGACAAGGAGCUGCAGCUGCAAGUGCAGGAGGAGCUGAGGCGGGACUUGGCCCGGCUACAGAAGGAAAAGGAGAAAGCCCGAGUGGCUAUCGCUCAGGCUGCCGCUGCUACAGUCAAAGCAGCCUCUUCCCACUCAUCCCACCUUGCCCACCCUACACAUUCCUCUCACAGCUCCCACACAGUGACCUCAUCCUCCUCAUCCCAUAAACGUAAGAGAGAAGACGAGAGAGACAGAGACAUAAGCAGAGACCGAGACAGGCACCACGACAAGAACAAGAAACGAGAGAGGGACAAAGACAGAGACCGAUACAGAGACAGAGACAAAGACAGAGAGAAAGAAAAAGAGAAAGAGAGGGAGCGAGAGCGGGACAGAUGUCGGGAUAGAGACAGAGACAAGGACAGAGACAAGGACCCAGAUUCCAGCUUGUCGAAACACAAGAAGAAGAAGAGGAAGUUGUCUUCUACCUCAAAGGAUCACAAGAGGGACACCAAGCUGUACUGUAUCUGCAAAACGCCCUACGACGAGUCAAAGUUUUACAUCGGGUGUGACCUGUGCUCCAACUGGUUCCAUGGCGCCUGCGUUGGCAUCACAGAGAAAGAGGCCAAGAAGUUGGAGGACUUUGUCUGUAAUGACUGUAAACGUGGUCAGGAGGGAGGAAGCAACGAGGAGCUGUACUGCAUUUGCAGGACACCAUAUGACGAAUCGCAGUUUUACAUCGGCUGUGAUCGCUGCCAGAACUGGUACCACGGCCGCUGCGUGGGCAUCCUGCAGAGCGAAGCCAAUCACAUUGACGUGUACGUGUGUCCGCAGUGUCAGUCGACAGAAGACGCCAUGACGGUACUUUCGCCGCUCACAGACAAAGACUACGAGGGGUUGAAAAGGAUAUUACGAUCUCUACAGGCGCAUAAAAUGGCAUGGCCUUUCCUCGAACCAGUAGAUCCACACGAUGCACCAGAUUAUUACCGUGUGAUCAAGGAACCAAUGGACUUUUCAACCAUGGAAACCCAUUUGCAAAACCGACAUUACCAGAAACUUACAGAGUUUGUGGCAGACGUGACCAAAAUCUUCGACAACUGCCGCUACUACAACCCCAACGACACGCCCUUCUUUCAGUGCGCCGAGGUGCUUGAAGCCUUCUUCGUGCAGAAGCUGAAAGGCUUUAAAGCGAGCAGAUUGUCAGAUUCUUAGGUGGGCCAGUCUAGCUGGAGUCUGGACUGGAUGCUGGGGGUCUCUAGUCAUACUGACAUGAAAACUUUGUUUCUAAAACAGCAAAAAAAAAAAAAAGAGAGAGAGAAGAACACACUCAAACACCACAUGUGCUUUUGUUUGUUUGUUUAUUAGGUUUUUUUCAGGAAGCAAUUACAAACAUACGACACUGUAAAGACAGUAAAAUGGCAGCCAUGUUGAAAUCAUCCCCACCAUCAUCAUGUUCUCAUCCCAAACAUGAAGCCUUUCACUCACUAGAUCAAGUUCAGUAGGAUUUUAACUGCAGUUUUAGUUUCUAACUUGUAUUUAUUUCUGUUGAACAUUUGCGUUUUGGUUCUGAGAAUGUAGACUUAAAAUAAAUAAAAGCUACAUAUUUUAUUAUUGAGAGAUAUAUUUAUGAGGCAUCUUGGAUGUUUCCCCUCAGUCUGACUUCAUCUGGAUAUUAAAGUGGUUCCUUUGAAUCAACGUGUUUUAUCAUGUACAGCGCUUGUGAGAUAUGUUAUGUUUUAAAUACUGAAAUUAAUCAUUUUAGAUUAGUUUUAUGAGUUUAAAAUGCCCUGGUGAGAGUGAGGAUUUUCCACUUACGAAGCAGUUUUGUUAGUUUUUGUGGAAAAUUUCAUCACCAAUAAAGACAUUCCCAGUUAAUUACACCAACAUGGCUGCAGGAUCUCAUGAUGAUUGCUUUGCAUCCUCUCUAAGUCAUUAUUAAGCUGUAAUAAUAAAAUAAUGUGAAGAGCUUUCAACUCUUCCCCUCUUUCCACAUCCUGUAGGUCUCAUAACAACAAGCUACAGUCUUCUUCAGCCUCUUAGGAAGCGUCUGUACGUUGCAAAAAAAAAACAAAAAUGCACUUGCCAAGAAUAAUGGUGUUUCUGAACUGUGAGUCUGAUGCUCCACCGUGCAACCG